Xyrauchen texanus (razorback sucker) is the source of this 7505-nucleotide messenger RNA. It is a transcript of the gene brd4, whose product is annotated as bromodomain containing 4. The transcript has 20 exons. The record is from RefSeq and is a predicted model, not a curated record. Bases 539 to 5047 code for a protein of 1502 amino acids. Gene Ontology annotation, cellular component: chromatin; nucleus. Gene Ontology annotation, biological process: positive regulation of transcription elongation by RNA polymerase II; chromatin remodeling. NCBI's taxonomy places the organism in Eukaryota, Metazoa, Chordata, Actinopteri, Cypriniformes, Catostomidae.
AGAGCCAUUUUCACUGUUGAGUAAGAGCACGCCGCGUUCAGCGAAGGAGAGGGAAAGAAAGAGUGCGCAUUCUGAAUUCUACCAAGCCAAUUUCACUUGUUCUUCCUCUUUCCUGCUUUGUUGCCCUGCUGGAGGCAGUUUGGGUAAGCAAAGCCUCGGGUGGACACAAUGGGGCAAAGUGCCUUUAGCAACUGGGCCGUUGUGCUGCUGAGAGGGGGAGGGCGUAGAGAGCCGACCGGCACACAGAGCUAACAGAUUCAGCCGGCCUCAGGCCUCUGUGCGCCUCUCUCUCUCUCUCACACACUCGAUUCUCCGGAUAGGGGCUUCUCUGGAACUCAAAACCUCUUUCUUUCAGGACUAUGGUGGACUAACUAUGGAUUAACAUGUAUUUGGCUCAGUGGAUUUUGGACAUAUACAUGAGAACUGGCUAUUUGAGACUGAGAAGGCGCUGUGUUUUGGGAUUGAGUGACUAAUUUUUCUUGCCUUUUUAGUUCACUUUCUGUUUUGGUUUUGCGUUUGUGGUGAGAGGAAAUCCUCAAUGGAUUACAAAAUGCAUUCCAAGUCCAAUGAUUUGCUGGAUUUUCAGACACUGGAUGCCCUUUUGGAAAAAAUUGCACAUUGCUCUGUUCCUCUUAAAAGAGAGCCAAGCGAGGAGUGCAAUGGAAUUAGCGGUGCUCUCCCUGUGGAGCCCGCGCCCGGCUCGAGACUGAACGAGUGGUGUCCUGCCGCACCCCCUCCCGUCCCUCUGCCCGCGCUCCACCCCGCUAGUAUGGGGGACGGCCUGGACGCAGUGCAGAUGUCGGGGAGCAGCAGCAGUCAGGGGCAGCCCUCGUCCCAGGCCUCUUCCUUCUACAAUCCCCCUCCCCCAGAAACCACAGACUUUUCCCACCCCAAGCGCCAGACCAACCAGCUGCAGUUCCUACUAAAACUUGUGCAGAAGACCCUUUGGAAGCACCAGUUCGCCUGGCCUUUCCAUUCUCCUGUUGAUGCCGUUAAGCUGAAUCUGCCUGACUAUUAUAAGAUAAUCAAAAAUCCUAUGGACAUGGGAUCAAUCAAGAAACGUUUAGAGAACAGUUACUACUCAAAUGCCCAAGAAUGCAUUCAAGACUUCAACACCAUGUUUACUAACUGCUACAUCUAUAAUAAGCCUGGGGAUGAUAUAGUCUUAAUGGCAGAAGCACUAGAAAAGGCGUUCCUCCACAAGAUUUCUGAAAUGCCCCAGCAGGAGAUCGUGAUUGCGACCACAAUCACCAAGGGUCGUGGUCGGGGCAAGAGAGAUCCAGACAUGAACCUGAAGGUCGGACCUGGCCUGGAUUCUUCACCCACGGUCUCUCUACCACGUGGCCUUUCCAGUCUUGCCCCUGGGCCCCAGACUAGAACACCCGCACCGGGUCCACCCACUUUACCUCCCCAGCCUGCCAAGCAAGCCUUGCCCCCUCGAGUGCCCCCUUUGCUCCCUCUCCAUGUGCCGCAGUUAGGGCCACCCUUUUCUCUGGGACCCACUGACUGUACCCCGCCGCCCCCCAUCAUGACGGCAGUGCCUCCCCCUGCCCAGACCACCCUGCCGCCCAUGCAAAUGCAGCAGAGCACUGCUCCCAUUCUACAAAACCCUAUACUGAUGGCUCCCAAACAGAGAAAGAGCCAGAAAAGGAAAGCAGACACCACGACACCUACCGCAAAUGACCAGCUGAGCGAGUCAUCGCCUGUUGAGUCAAAGUCAGGAAAGACUCUACCACGCCGGGAUAGUACACGACCAAACAAACUACUCAAAAAGGAGGCACCAGACUCCCAACACCAUUGGACGGUGCCCACUGGGACCCCUAGCCCCAAGCAACAAGAGCAGUUGCGCUAUUGCUCAGGCAUCGUAAAGGACAUGUUUGCUAAGAAGCAUGCGGCGUAUGCUUGGCCUUUCUAUAAGCCAGUGGAUGUGGACACUCUAGGACUGCACGAUUACCAUGAUAUCAUUAAACAUCCCAUGGAUCUCAGCACUAUUAAGGACAAGUUGGAAAACAGACAGUACAGAGAUGCUCAGGAGUUUGCAGCAGAUGUACGGUUAAUGUUCUCCAACUGCUACAAGUACAACCCUCCAGAUCAUGAAGUAGUGGCCAUGGCUCGCAAACUGCAGGACGUAUUUGAGAUGCGUUUUGCUAAAAUGCCUGAUGAGCCAGAGGAAAUGCUGACAUCUGCUCCUGUGCCAGUGCUCAACCCAGCUCCUAUAAAGACACAGCCGCUCUCAUCCUCUGACAGCUCCAGCGACUCCUCAUCUGAAUCUGAAUCCUCCACGGAUGACUCUGAAGAGGAGAGAGCCCAGAGGUUAGCAGAGCUACAGGAGCAGCUGAAAGCGGUGCAUGAGCAGCUGGCUGCCUUGUCCCAGCCUCAGGCCAGCAAACCAAAGAAAGAAAAGAAGGAGAAGAAGAAAGACAAGCACAAAAAGAAAGCUGGAGUCAUGCCUGUACUUGAGGAGAUCCUGGAGCUUAAGGCUCAGGGAAAGCCCAAGAACAAGGAUCCUCUGCCUAAGAAGCCUAAAAAACCCAGUAAGAAGGAGGGAGGUAAGGGCAACCGCUCCAUAGCUCCCCCAAGCAACGCCCCACCCACCCUGCAGCCUGUGGCAGGCCUGGAUACUGAGGAGGAUCUGGGUCUGGCCGGAGGGCCUGCAAUGACAGGCGGCAUGGCUGCUGGGGAGAAGUGUAAGCCCAUGUCCUAUGAAGAGAAGAGACAGCUCAGUCUGGACAUUAACAAGCUGCCUGGUGACAAGCUGGGCCGUGUGGUCCACAUUAUCCAGUCCCGCGAGCCUUCUCUCAAGAACUCUAACCCAGAUGAGAUUGAGAUAGAUUUUGAGACGUUGAAGCCCUCCACGCUGCGGGAGCUGGAGAGAUAUGUGUCGUCCUGUCUCCGCAAAAAGAAGAAGCCUGCAAUUCCAGAGAAGUCCAUGGAGGCAAUGAAUGCUGCAAAGACAAAAGGCUCUUCAUCAGAAUCGGGUAGCAGCAGUCAGUCCAGCUCUUCAGAAAGUGAAGAUUCAGAAACCGGUAUAGCUUCAAAGCUGAAGAAGAGGGUUAGAGGUGAAGGGAAGAAGGCUCAUCACCAGGUGAUGGCUCCAGGCAUGCCUCAGCCGCAGAUUCCCCAUCAGCCUCAGACUGCGGCACUGCAGCCCACCAUUCAGCUAAAACAGCAACAGCAUCCCUCUCCCGCUGCUUACAUUGCUCCUCCCGUCACAGCCCUGGAGCCCUCACAGCUGCUGGAGAACCCCUUUGAUCCUCUGUCCCACUUCGGCCAGCCCCUCAUGCACCUUUCCCACCAUGCCAAUGACUCAUCCUCCCCUGCACCACCGCACCUCAAUGCUCACCCUCCAGGAGGUCCUGUGUCGCCUGACACGCACCCAUUUCUGAACCAGCACCACAUUCUCCCUUCCCCAGCCCUGCACAACGCAAUGCCCCAGCAGCCUUCACGGCCCAGUAACAGGGCAGCCCCGCUACCUCCUAAACCUCCGCAACAGAGCACUCCCCAGCAGCCGCAGCAACCCCAGCAGACCAUGCCACAGCAGAACCAACCACAGCAACCCCCUCCGCCCCCACAUCAUCUACCGCAGGCACCUCAGCCAAUCCGCCAUCGGCCCCUCUCCCCUCCCACACUCACUCCCCAGGGCCUGCUUUCUUCCCAGCCCCCACAGAUGCUGCUGGAGGAUGAUGAGGAGCCCAUUCCCUCCAUGCCCCUGCCCAUGUACCUGCAGCAUUUGCAGCCAAACCGCCUGCAGCAGCAGCAGCAAUCCCAGCAGACGACUUCGUUAAUGCAGUCUCUGCAGAGCAGGCAGCAACAGCCAGGGCAGCCUUCCCUGCUACAAUCAGUGCAGGUUCAGUCUCAUCUGGGCACGCAGAGCUCCUUGCCCCCUGCACAGCUCCCCAUUCAGACUCAGCCAUCAGCAUCACACCAGCCCUCCCUGCAGCUCUCGCAGCAUCAGACCAGACACAUGCAGCACUCGCAGCAGCAAAUUAACUUCUCACAAGGCCCAAUGCAGACCACACAAACGCAGCCCAGCCAACACAAAAUGCCCUCCAUGAAAGCACAGCAGAUCAUCCAGCAGCAGCAGUCAGCGCAUCAUUCUCCACGUCAACACAAGUCUGACUCGUAUAACUCAGCACACCUGCGAGAUAACCCCUCCCCGCUCAUGAUGCAUUCCCCUCAGAUCUCACAGUAUGGUUUAGUCCACCAGUCCCCGACUCAGGUCAAAAAGGAACCACAGCGAGGUCCUUCAGCUCUGGGUGGCAUUAAAGAAGAGAAGCUUCCCCCAUCACCUGUGAUGCGCGGUGAGCCCUUCAGUCCAGUAAUGAGACAAGAGACUCAUAAACACCCUGACAGCAAACCCACAAUGCCAGGCCAUAGCCAACAGAGAGCAGAUAUGAAGCCACUUGAAAGUUCCCGUCCUGUCAUCCGCUCCUCUGAGCAUAGCGGUCCAUCUCCUUCCAUGCAGGACAAAGACAAAUUCAAACAGGAGCCCAAGACACCCGUGGCUCCUAAAAAGGACGUGAAACUAAAGAAUAUGGGUUCCUGGGCAAGCCUGGCUCAGAAAUCCACCUCCACUCCCUCGUCUGCUCUGAAGUCAUCCAGUGAUAGCUUUGAGCAGUUCCGGCGUGCGGCCCGGGAGAAGGAAGAGCGAGAGAAGGCCUUGAAGGCUCAGGCUGAGCAAGCUGAAAAAGAUCGUCUGCGCAGAGAACAAGAGAAACUUCGGGGACGAGAUGAAGAGGACUCCAUCGAGACUGUGAGAAGGCCUCAGGAGGAGCCUCGCAGGCGGCCUGAGCCACAGCAAGUCCAGGCCCCUCAGCAGCAGCACCCAGUUCAGUCCCAAGCCCAGAACCCGGCCCAACCACCCUCUGUCCCGCAGCCUUCCCAAGCCCCGCCCCAAUCCCCUGCUUCACAGAGUGCACUUGACCAGCAGAGGGAGCUCGCACGUCGCCGGGAGCAGGAGAGGAGGAGGAGAGAGGCGAUGGCAGCUACUAUUGACAUGAAUUUCCAAAGUGAUUUGAUGGCUAUCUUUGAGGAGAACUUGUUCUGAAAUGCAAGAGGAAGCGAUAAAACUGCAAAACGGAUCAUGGAUUCCUCUACUUGGACAGAAUGGACUCGUACAGCAGGAAGGGAAAAGACCUCAUCUGACCACAAGAAACACUGAAGAGGCUGAUGGAUAAGCUGAGGUCCUGAGAGGGAGGCUGUAGCUCUCCUUUUUGCCUUAGCAGAAAGAGGGACCCUCACACUGGGACGCACGCCAUCGCCUCUCCAGCAUUCCUCCUGGAUUUGGCAUUGUGACCAUGGCGGCAAAGAGAGCACUUGUGUGACUCUAAUUCAGAAUAUGGGAGCAAUGAACAAUGUUAUCAAUGGAGGAAUAUGUGACUUAAAUGUACUGAUUAUUUGUAGUACGGCAUCCAUCGAUUGCCAGAUGUCUGUGGGGGUUUAGAAGACGUCUUUGUUUUCUGUUUUAAUUAAUUUCCCUCCCAUCGUAUUGUUUUUGCCAUAUCCUUUCCCCCUUUUUCUCGAAAACACGCGGGCAAAUGGCAGGGUGGGAUUUAGGGGCACUUAAAGAACUUCCUCAUGAGAGGAAGUACAGCUUGCCUUACACCUCUGACUUGUAAACACAAUGAAAACAAACUAUUCACCAGGGGCUGUGACUGAAUGACUAAACAUGGUGUGUUUCACAUUAUUAUCAUCAUGUGCAGAUUUUUCAUUAUGUAGGAUCUACUGUAAAAAGGUAUUUUCUUAAUUACUGUUUUGGUUGGUUGAUUGGUUGGUUGGUUGUAUUUCUUGUUUACUUUUUCUUUUUUUAAAGUAUUUUUAACUCUCUUACCAACACCUUACCCCCUCUGAUGUCUAUGUCAAACACCCAUAUCCUUUUACGCUGAUAGCCGAGAACCUGAAACGCUUCACUUACCAUGUCUUUCUUAAUAUAUAAAUAUAUUUUCUUGUUCUCCCCACUCGUCAUUGAAAAGUUUAGGUAGCCUUGUAGAAAAUAAACCCUAAUAUAUGCAUUAUUCUGACAAGUGUUAAUUGAGGACAGAAACCAUCGAGAGAGACUUUCAUCAUUGUUUUCAAGUCAACCUGGUGAAGAAUCUUCCAAUAGACCGGAGUGUUGGUCUAAAAGAGGUGGUUUCUGAGUAUCGUUUAGGUUAAAUAUAAUUUAAAGAAUAGUCACUAUUUUAAGUGUAUUAUACAUAUAGAAGGAUAACUUGCAACUGGUACAUGUUCACGCUGUUGCAUUCUACAAUACGUCAUGUAAACACCAGGCAAAUCUGACUAUUCGCAGCACUGCAGAGAAGAGGCAGAGUGGAGCUCUCAGCUGGUCACUGCAUGACUUUUUAGUUUUUUUUCCACAAAUCAUUUUAUUACAACUGCACAGAGAGAACUCUGUAUGCUGUACUAGAUAUAAUGGCAAAAAUUUUGAAACUGAAAAAAAAAUCAAACAGUUCUGAUUUAUCAUUGUUCUUGUUCGAUUCUAGUGGAUGUGUUCUAAUUCUGUUAUUUGACUCCGUAAGGGGGGCGGGGGGCACAAUUUGAGACCUUGGCAGGUCCUUUGAGUUUUCUCUUAUAGUGUUUUCUCCAGUGCCUGUAUUGUAUUGCGAUUCUAGUUGGCAUAUAUUAUGUUCUGGGAGGGCGAGGGAAGGGGGCACGAUUUGCUGAAAGAUCCGGGAGGGAAAAUUGGGGAUUUAGGGGAGGGCUUGUGUUUAAAGACAAAAAGGAAAGUAAACAUUUUAUAUUUUACCCAUUUACGAUAUUCAGGUUUAAAUCUAGUUUUAGCUGGACUUCCUAAUUAUACGCCGAACAACUGUUUUCGUUUUCUCACAACGGCGAAGAGGACCCGUCCAAACAGCCACAUGAACAUCAUCGACGUGCGAGUUUGGAUGUGUAUGUCGUGUCAGUAUGUGACGGGGGGAUGCUCUUACCUGGAGGUUUCAAAGACGACAACACUUCAUUUAAACAAUAUACUUUGCAAACUUUUUCUUUUCAUGAAGUCCACUUAUAUAAAUAUCUCAUUUUUAUUCCUUUGGUUAAUUUGGUCUGUAAAAGUUCAAAGAAGAGAAACACUUCAUUCCUUCAAGCCUUUAAAUGUAUUUUCUUUUCCAUGGUAAAACAGUUGGACAUUAUGUGCCAUAGAUUCGGAUUCUCCGGAGAAUGUGCUGACCUGCAGCUCAGCAGAGAGUUUGCUUUUAUUCAGGUAUUAUCUUUUUUCGUUUAACAUUUUCCUCGAUUAGUGCGUGGGCAAUCGAGGUCAAUGAUUAAAUCUGUUAUGAUCAUGAAAUAAACUCAUCUCUUUUAUAGAAAAUUAAAAGGAAACAAAAAAUGACCCCGUCUCUUUUAUAAUUCAUCAGUUCUGUUGUUUGAUCUGGCAUUGUUACUACAUAUCAGUUUUAAAUUGUUGUUGACCUGCAUUAUGUAAUCUUAAAGCAAAGGCUGUAUCAAAUUAAGGAAUACUUCAGUCAUAUUUCAACCUAAAAUGAAAGAUGUAAAUUAUUAAAAAAAUAUAU